AUCUCCACCAAAAAUACAAAAAUUAGUUGGACGUUGGUGGUGCUCGCCUGCAGUCCCAGCUACUCAGGACUGAGGAGGAAGGAGAGCCUGAGUUUGAGGCUGCAAUGAGCUUUGAUGGCACCACUGCACUUCAGCCUAGAGAGCACCCUCCACGCCCAGAUGCCUGUGUAGUGUUUGUGACCAGUCUGCUCCUCCCUUGCCCUGGGGCAGCAGAGGGAGGAGCGAUGGAGAACUGGGUGGGCAGGCCCCGGCUGUGUCUGCUUCUGCUUCUGUCCCUGCCUCAGCUCUGCCUGGAUCAGGAGAUGUUGUCCGGACACUUGCUUCAGACACCCACAGAGGAGGGCCAGGGCCCCGAAGGUGUCUGGGGACCUUGGGUCCAGUGGGCAACUUGCUCCCAGCCCUGCGGGGUAGGGGUGCAGCGCCGGACCAGGACCUGUCAGCUCCCUACAUCGCAGCUCCGCAGAAGCCUGCCCCUCCCUCCCCGGCCCCCAAGACAUCCAGAAGCCCUCCUUCCCCGGGGACAGGGUCCCAGACCCCAGGCUUCUCCAGAAACCCUCCCCUUGUACAGGCCACAGUCUCGGGGAAGGGGUGGCCCACUUCGAGGUCCCGCUUCCCGCCUAGGGAGAGAAGAGACCCAGGAGCUUCGAGGGGCCAGGAGGUCCCGGCUUCGAGACCCCAUCAAGCCAGGAAUGUUCGGUUAUGGGAGAGUGCCCUUUGCAUUGCCACUGCACCGGGACCGCAGGCAUCCCCGCAGGCCGCCCAGAUCUGAGCUGAACCUGGUCUCUUCUAGAGGGGAAGAGCCUCUUCCAUCCCCGACUCCAAGAGCAGCAGCAUUCUCCUCAAAUGGCAGCUCCCGGACUGAGCUCCCUCUCCCAUCCCCCCCAGCAGAACCUCUAAGCCCUGAAACUGCUGAGACAGAAGAGCCCCCCGGAACCAGGCCUGCCCUGCCACGGCACCACCCCAGAGCCCAGGCCUCUGGCACAGAGCUGCCCUCACCCACCCACUCCUUAGGAGAAAGUAGCUUUUUCCAUGCAUCCCCUCAGCCCCAAAGGCCAAGUUCCCAGGGUUGGGCUGGUCCCCAGGUAGCAGGGAGACGCCCUAAUCCUUUCCCUUCAGUCCCUCGGAGCCGAGGCCAGCAGGGCCAAGGGCCUUGGAGAACAGCGGGGACUCCUCACGGGCCUCACCUGGAGCCUGACCCCCAGCACUGGGACGGCUGGCUGCCCCUGCUGACCAAUGGCCCCCAAGCCAGCUCCCUCUGGAGCCUCUUCGCUCCCAGUAGCCCUAUCCCAAGAUGUUCUGGUGAGAGUGAGCAGCUGAGAGCCUGCAGCCAAGCGCCCUGCCCCCCUGAGCAGCCAGACCCCCGGGCCCUGCAGUGCGCGGCCUUUGACUCCCAGGAAUUCAUGGGCCAGCUGUACCAGUGGGAGCCCUUCACUGAAGUCCAGGGCUCCCAGCGCUGUGAACUGAACUGCCGGCCCCGUGGCUUCCGCUUCUAUGUUCGUCACACCGAAAAGGUCCAGGAUGGGACCCUGUGUCAGCCUGGGGCCCCUGACAUCUGUGUGGCCGGCCGCUGUCUGAGCCCCGGCUGUGAUGGAAUCCUUGGCUCUGGCAGGCGUCCUGAUGGCUGUGGAGUCUGUGGGGGUGAUGAUUCUACCUGUCGCCUUGUUUCGGGGAACCUCACUGACCGAGGGGGCCCUCUGGGCUAUCAGAAGAUACUGUGGAUUCCAGCAGGAGCCUCACGGCUCCAGAUUGCCCAGCUCCGGCCCAGUUCCAACUACUUGGCACUUCGUGGCCCUGGGGGCCAGUCCAUCAUCAAUGGGAACUGGGCCGUGGAUCCCCCUGGGUCCUACACGGCUGGUGGGACUGUAUUUCAGUAUAACCGUCCUCCACGGGAGGAGGGCAAAGGGGAGAGUCUGUCGGCUGACGGCCCCACCACCCAGCCUGUGGACGUCUAUAUGAUCUUUCAGGAGGAAAACCCAGGCGUUUUUUAUCAGUAUGUCAUCGCUUCACCUCCUCCAAUCCUUGAGAAUCCCACCCCAGAGCCCCCUGUCCCCCAGCUUCAGCCCGAGAUUCUGAGGGUGGAGCCCCCACUAGCUCCAGCACCCCGCCCAGCCCGUACCCCAGGAACCCUUCAGCGUCAGGUGCGGAUACCCCAGAUGCCCGCCCCACCCCAUCCCAGGACACCCCUGGGGUCUCCAGCUGCAUACUGGAAACGAGUGGGAUACUCAGCGUGCUCAGCAUCCUGCGGGAAAGGUGUCUGGCGCCCCAUCUUCCUCUGCAUCUCCCGAGAGUCGGGAGAGGAACUGGAUGAACGCAGCUGCACUGCGAGUGCCAGGCCCCCAGCCUCCCCUGAACCUUGCCACGCCCCCCCGUGCCCCUCAUACUGGGAGGCUGGCGAGUGGACAUCCUGCAGCCGCUCCUGUGGCCCUGGCACCCAGCACCGCCAGCUACAGUGCCGGCAGGAGUUUGGGGGAGGUGGCUCAUCGGUGCCCCCAGAGCGCUGUGGACAUCUCCCCCGGCCCAACAUCACCCAGUCUUGCCAGCUGCGCCUCUGUGGCCAUUGGGAAGUUGGCUCUCCCUGGAGCCAGUGCUCCGUGCGCUGCGGCCGGGGCCAUAGAAGCCGUCAGGUUCGCUGUGUGGGGAACACCGGUGAUGAAGUGAGCAAGCAGGAGUGUGCGUCAGGCCCCCCGCAGCCCCCCAGCAGAGAGGCCUGUGACAUGGGGCCCUGUACCACGGCCUGGUUCCACAGCGACUGGAGCUCCAAGUGCUCAGCCGAGUGUGGGACGGGAAUCCAGAGGCGCUCUGUGGUCUGCCUCGGGAGCGGGGCAGCCCACGGGGUGGGCCAGGGUGAAGCAGGAGCAGGAACUGAGCAGAGCUGUCCACCAGGAAGCCGCCCCCCUGACAUGCGCGCCUGCAGCCUGGGGCCCUGUGAGAGGACGUGGCGCUGGUACACAGGGCCCUGGGGUGAGUGCUCCUCCGAAUGCGGCUCCGGCACGCAGCGGAGAGACAUCAUCUGUGUGUCCAAACUGGGGACGGAGUUCAACGUGACUUCUCUGAGCAACUGUUCCCACCUGCCCAGGCCCCCUUCCCUGCAGCCCUGUCAAGGGCAGGCCUGCCAGGACCGAUGGUUUUCCACACCCUGGAGCCCGUGUUCUCGCUCCUGCCAGGGCGGACUGCAGACGCGGGAGGUCCAGUGCCUGAGCGCCAACCAGACCCUCAGCACCCGAUGCCCUCCUCACCAGAGGCCCUCCAGGAAGCGCUCCUGUAACAGCCAACCCUGCAGCCAGCGCCCUGAUGAUCAAUGCAAGGACAGCUCUCCACAUUGCCCCCUGGUGGUACAGGCCCGGCUCUGCGUCUACCCCUACUACACAGCCACCUGUUGCCGCUCUUGCGCACAUGUCCAGGAGAGGUCUCCCCAGGAGCCCUCCUGAAAGGGGUCCGGGGCACCCCCAUGGUUUUCUAUGCCACCAUCGGUCACCCAGUGAUCAGCCCACUCUGAACCCCCUGGCUCUCCAGCCUGUCCCAGUCUCAGCAAGAAUGUCCUCCAGGUGAUGGGGGGUGGCAAGGUGACAGUGGCUUUCAGGGCUGUGGUGGGGCCUGUGUGGUGGUGUGCACAAACGCCCCCCAGGUGUGCAUCGGGGACUGCGUGGAUAUGUGUGUGCUCAAACGUGUAUCACUUUUCAAAAAGAAGUUCCACAGACUGAGGAGGACAAGACCUGUUUCCCUGAGACUCCUAGGCGGCGAGGAAAGCAAGUUUGCAGUUCCUUGCUAAUGCGGGCUGCUUAGAGGGUGGUCUCCCACCAACUCCAGUUUUGUGCUCUGAGCUUCAUUGCUCACGUUCAGGCCUCACAUCUAAACCGCCCUGAGUCUCUGACCCCUCCCUUCUCGUUUGCCCAGUAUCCCUGCCCCUGCCUCCCUGCUUAGCUAGGGCUGGGGUCAGCCACUGCCAAUCCUGCCUUACCGGGGAAGGCAGGAGGACAGAGACUGCCUCUCCAGAGCAAAGCCCGGCCGGGCAGAGGGUGGAAAAGAGAAAUGUGAGCAUGAGAAAUGUGACCGCAGCCCCAAGCCCCACGCCCUGCCUCCUGAAAUGGUUUCCACCCAGAACUAAUUUAUUUUUUAUUAAAGAUGGUUAUGACAAAUGAGAAA
Molecule: messenger RNA, 4143 nt
Organism: Callithrix jacchus (white-tufted-ear marmoset)
Lineage: Eukaryota; Metazoa; Chordata; Mammalia; Primates; Cebidae
Source: RefSeq, a predicted model, not a curated record